AUGCAGCCUCUAAACCUGCCGCAACUUGUAUUGUCCACCUUCAAUGAAGCCCGUAAUGGGUUGUCCUUUCAACAGAUUUCAUUUUUGACCUUUCAGGCAGUUGUUCAAGUUUUCAUAAUUUGUUUGGCUGGUUAUUGGGCUGCUAGCUCAAAGUUAUUGACCAAUGAGGGCACCAAGGUGAUUUCCAAAUUAAAUGUUGAUUUAUUCACACCGGCACUUAUUUUCUCUAAACUUGCAAGUUCAUUGAGUUUGAAGAAAUUAUUGGAAGUUAUACUGAUUCCAUUGCUUUAUGCUAUAACAACAUUAAUUUCAUACUUAUCAUCCCUCUUAGUCUCGAAAUGGCUAGAAUUGACAGAACCAGAAUCUAAUUUUGUUACUGCAAUGUCGGUGUUUGGUAAUUCGAAUUCUUUACCUGUCUCUUUAACAUUAGCCUUGGCAUAUUCUCUACCGGAUUUAGAAUGGGACGAUAUUGAAGAUGAUAAUCCUGAUAAAAUUGCGUCGAGAGGGUUGAUUUAUUUACUUAUUUUUCAACAAUUAGGUCAAAUGUUAAGAUGGUCAUGGGGGUAUAACAAGCUAUUACAAAGACAGCCAGACCAUGUUAUCUUUUAUGAUACUCAUAGAGAUGUUGAAGAUGUUGAAGAUUCAAAUCUAGUUACCGAUGAAGACUACUUAGAGAGUGGGGAUAUAAACAGCCAUGAUGACGUUGUAUUGUCCAAUGAAGAUGGUUUAUUGAUUGCAAACAAUGAAGAUAAAUUAGAUUUAGAGCCAUUGUACAAGAGGAUUGCCCAAAAAGUUUAUGGAUGGAUGAAUCCUCCACUAUGGUCUAUGUUACUAGCUAUAAUAGUUGCAUCAAUACCUAAAUUGAAGGGCGAGUUUUAUGAAUAUAAUGGAUUUAUCCAACAUACAUUAUCAAGUUCAAUCCAACAAUUAGGACUUGUAUCGAUUCCCCUUAUAUUGGUUGUUCUUGGUGCUAAUUUGGCACCAAGUAGUGAUAUACCUCCAGCAUGUCCACAUUAUAAGCGUAUGAUUAUUGGUUCUUUACUUGGUCGAAUGGUACUCCCGUCAUUUAUCUUGUUGCCUAUUAUUGUCUUGUGCGUCAAAUUCAUUGGAUUGAGUAUAAUGCAAGACCCAAUUUUCCUUAUAACGAGUUUCCUCUUGAUAACGUCUCCACCGGCAAUCCAGCUCUCUCAGAUUUGCCAGUUGAACGAGUUGUACCAGAAGGAAAUGGCCGGCGUAUUGUUUUACGGGUACGCGGUCUUGACUCUUCCAGUCACCAUUAUAGUUGUGGUUACAAGUAUAGAAGCUAUGAAAUGGGCCCAACAAACAUAA
Pichia kudriavzevii is the source of this 1329-nucleotide messenger RNA. RefSeq lists its product as uncharacterized. The record is from RefSeq and is a predicted model, not a curated record. Gene Ontology annotation, biological process: transmembrane transport. Lineage: Eukaryota; Fungi; Ascomycota; Pichiomycetes; Pichiales; Pichiaceae. The transcript has a single exon. Bases 1 to 1329 code for a protein of 442 amino acids. Gene Ontology annotation, cellular component: endoplasmic reticulum; membrane.